AUGAGUGACCAGAAACUGCAUGGUCAGUCCCAUGGGACUCCAGGAAGUACUAGCGACGUUCCUCCUGCUAAACGUCCUUGUAUGAACGAUACGCCACCCAUCGCAGGAACACCCGAUGAUGGCAGUGACUUCUACAACACGCCCUGGACCGCAGGAACGCCUGUGAACAAUAACGAAGACAAAAAUGUUGUCGCGACAAGUCAACCGAGCGAGCCAUCCGCGUCUCCUAAUCCAGCUCCUAUAAUCCCAGGAUUAAAUCUCGUCAACGAGUCUUUCAAGGAUAUGCAGCCGGCGAAUAACGAAUCGAAUCCACCCCAGAAUCCAGAAAAUGAGAACAUUGUUGCAGACACCAAUGUUGACGACCAGACCGAAACCACCCAGAACAAACCAGAGACCACCGCGCAACAGGAGCCAGUGCCUGUAGCCGGAGAAGCGAUGGAGGUGGAGCAAAAUGGCGAGCAGCACAACCAAGAAGUCGCAAACCAGAGGUCGAACGAGACCGGCGCGGCACCUGCCCCUGAUGCCAUGGAUACUACUCUGCCCGAGAACGAAGACGAGCACCCGGAAUGGGAGGUUGACUCUUCUCCAUACGAGUCGUCUUCUGACAGUUCGACGGAUUCCUCAGACGACAGCGAUGACAGUGAUGACGAAGACUAUCCAAUCCUUAGUGCCGAAGAACAAGCCCGAAUUCUGAUGCAGGCAGAACUUGGCUCUGAUGACGAAGGAGAAGGCAAGGGUAAAUCGGGCGGACAUAUCAAAACGGCAAACGAAAUAGUAGAUGAUGUGCCGCCCAUCCCAGACAUUACAGUUACUCCCGAGAUGAAAACAGUUUUCCUGGGUAGUAUCACCGCAAUUGUGGAAAACACAAUUCUCAUCGAGGCCAGUGUUUCGGGAGAAUAUCAGGUGCUCGAGUCAGGCUCAUUGCUUUGUCUCGAAAACCGGAACGUCAUCGGAGUGGUCUCUGAAACAUUGGGCCGAGUCGAGAAUCCAUUGUAUGCUGUUCGAUUCCCAAGUGCUGCCGAUGUCGAGCAACACGGUCUAUCUAAAGGAACGAACAUAUACUAUGUCGAGCAACACUCUACAUUCGUCUUCACCCAGCCCCUCAAAGGAAUCAAGGGAAGCGAUGCAUCGAAUUUCCACGACGAAGAAAUUGCUGAGGAUGAAGUCGAAUUUUCCGACGACGAAGCAGAGGCUGAAUACAAGCGAAAGCUGAAGCAGAAGCGUCAGGAGAGAAAGGACGCCAGGAAUGAGAACGGUCCAGCGAGAGCGAAAAAGGGACAACCUGGCCCAUCGAAACUCAGUCACACUGAACUCAACUAUGAUGACGAUGCAGGUGAAGAUGGGUACACUCCUCUUGCCCGCCCAAAAAAUUUGCACGAGAUUAUGGGCCAACAAGAGGCACCGGUCGAGGGCGAUGGCCCCUCUGCUAGAGGCUCUGGCUUCCGUGGUGGUCGAGGCCGAGGCCGAGGUGAUCGUGGUCGUGGUGGGCGUGGUAGAGGAGGGUCUCGCGACUUCCGCGAUCAAAACUCUCGUGAUUCUCGGCCACAGGCCCAUCAGCCAAGACCAGCUACGGACUCUCAACCUCAACCUGCAAGCUACGGCCAGCAGGCUUACCAGCCGGCACAGCAAGGUGCUUACGGACUGCCUCAGCAAUUCCCAUUUGCACCUUUCCAGCAGCAGCAGCAACCAUAUGCUCAAAGCGCAACCCCACCACAGUUCCCCUUCCAGAUGCCUCAGAUGCCUCAAAUGCCGUAUCAACAGCAGUUUCAACAAACUAACCCAUAUAUCAACCCUCUAUUCUUAGCUGCCCUGCAACAGCAACAGCAGCAAUAUCAGCAACCACAGCAGGCAGCUGGACAGCCGCAGGGCCAGAACCCAUCAAUGAAUUUUGAUCAGGUCAAGGCGCAAUUGGAUCUUUUGCGACAAUUGAGCAACCAAAACCAAGGGCCACCACCCCAGUGA
This is a messenger RNA of Aspergillus wentii DTO 134E9, 1962 nucleotides long. Its product is annotated as RNA-binding snoRNP assembly protein NAF1. Bases 1 to 1962 code for a protein of 653 amino acids. Gene Ontology annotation, biological process: box H/ACA snoRNP assembly; ribosome biogenesis; pseudouridine synthesis. Gene Ontology annotation, molecular function: RNA binding. NCBI's taxonomy places the organism in Eukaryota, Fungi, Ascomycota, Eurotiomycetes, Eurotiales, Aspergillaceae. Gene Ontology annotation, cellular component: sno(s)RNA-containing ribonucleoprotein complex. The transcript has a single exon. The record is from RefSeq and is a predicted model, not a curated record.